This is a messenger RNA of Caenorhabditis elegans, 1862 nucleotides long. It is a transcript of the gene C35C5.8, whose product is annotated as Saposin B-type domain-containing protein. Lineage: Eukaryota; Metazoa; Nematoda; Chromadorea; Rhabditida; Rhabditidae. The record is from RefSeq and is marked reviewed. The transcript has 8 exons. The coding region runs from base 645 to 1655 and encodes 336 amino acids.
ACCCGAAAAAUGUAUUUUUUUUGUUUUCAAGUUAGUUUUGCCAGUUCAAACAGUUAUUUAAUGUUGAGAACAAGUAUUCUGCAACUUCUGAAGACUACAUUUUAUGCUUGGUAAUCACAUGUUGGCAGUACAAUUGCGCUAGUGAUCUCAAUAAUCUUGAACGUUCUCUGAUCAAGUACCAAAGAAAUCAACUCUUAUCGAUGAAAUAUUAAAGGUUACCAAUAAUAACUGAACUUGUGUUUUACGAAACUAAAUCAGAAUGUAGUUGACGUCACCGUUCGUGCAAGUAUCAAACAAUCAUGACGCGUUGUCGUUGAUCGGCCAAUGACUACUUUCAACGUUUCUUCUACUAUUUUCAAUCAGAUUUGUAUCAGUGGUUUUAACGCUUUGCGCGUCUUCGAAAGACGUGAUAAAUGAUUUGGACAGUAUCUCUUACCGACUGCUGCUGACUGACUGCCCACAACGUUGGAGUGUCAAAAUUAUAAAAGUGUAUGGACAAGACCAUUUUUUAAUCAGCCGGCAAACAUUCAAAAAUAACUCGUACUGCUGCAAAAGCUAAACUGAUACUAUUAUUAUAUAUUGACUUGCUUUGUUGACUUGUCAAUUUAUAUUUUCUCCUAUCUCUUGUUUUGGCUUCUCUGUGAAUGACUACUCAAAAUAAUGUCAUUGCUCUACGAUUUUUAUUAUCUUGUUUUCUUUUAUUUAUUAUUUGUGACUCUAAAAUAACACAAAGCAUAGUUUAUGAUCGUCUUCCCAAAGAGCUUCUUGGAGAAGCACGAAAGUUUGGAGCAAAAGCUUACAAAGAUUUUUUGUAUGCUACGGAAAACGCUACAGCUCGUGAGCGCAUCAAUGUUUAUGAAGACUAUUUCAUGGAGUGUAACACUCUUGGUCAUGAAAGAGCGGAGAGAGUAUUUCAAAAUGUAUACAACAUUAAACUUACAAAGGAUAUGAAGCUUUUGCUGACCUUAGGAUUCAACUCAUUUGCUGCACGAUUUGUCUCAAUGGAAGCGGGAGAGUUCAAAGAAGGAUUGAGACAGCUUUGUGAGAAGUAUGAAAUGCAGCUUCAGUGUCAAUAUGGAUUUGGUGAAUCCAGAACCGCAAUUUACUGGCGACUGGAUGAUUUGAAAAACACAGAUGGAAACCUGCGUAUCUUACUUGAUCGUCAAUGCCCAGAACCGGAAAUUGAUAAUACUGUUUACCAUUGCUUCUCAGCUGGUGUGGAAGAAUAUACGAAACCUUGCUUUGAGGAGAUGCUAGCAUACAACUAUACACGGUACUCAGCUGGCAGACGAAUUGCAAGAACACAUAUCAGAGCUACAAAAGAAGUUGCUGAGUUGACUGCAAACAAGGAUUUGGAGAACGACGAUGAUCAGUUUCUUACAAUGAAAGAGCAUGUUCAAUCGGUUUUUGGGAAAGCGCUCCGAACAAUUGCUGAGAUAGAAGGAGAAAAAUGUGAUGCGUUGGACAAAGUUUUGAAAUGUGUAUUGCCACGUGUUGAAGAAAAAUGUGGUCGAGAAGCAGUGACAAUAAUGGAAUCAAGUAUUCUUGUCGGCUACUUAUCAACGCAGCGACGAGAACCGUUGGCUUCUCAGUUUAAAGGAUUCAAUGUAGAAACAAGCAAGAAAUGCUUGAAACUUCAUGAGCACAUUGAAUAGUUCAAAUGCAACAUUUUAUAACUCUGUUCUCAUUUUGAACUCAAACGUUGACGAUUGUAAUGGAAUAAUAUUUGGUUUCAACCUAUUGAAUUUGCCUCUUCUUCUGUUCCCUCAUCCAUGAUCAAAUGACUUGUAGUGUCUGUACAUACAUCAAAACUGUUUGUGAAAAAAUAAAAGUAAAUAAAUACCAUGACAUCGAUGAUGAAC